AUGGUCUCGGCCGGCGGCGAUUACGAAGUCGGCCCCAGGGUGCUGCACAUUUUGCACUUUAACGACGUGUACAAUGUGGAAGAGAAGCCGGACGAGCCGAGGGCGGGCGCCGCUCGCUUCGUCACGGCCCUGCGUGAGCAUGGGGGGUGUGCCGAGGGGCUGGUCCUCUUCUCGGGCGACGCUCUCAAUCCGUCCACCGUGAGCGCAGCCACCCAAGGCAGACACAUGCCGGACAUCCUCAACCAGAUGAACAUCACUUGCGCUGUAGUGGGCAACCACGAUUUCGACUUCGGCCUGGAGGUGCUGGAGGAGUGCAUGGCGAAGACCAACUUUGCCUGGCUCAACUCCAACGCCUUCGACAUCGAGACGGGACGCCGACUGGGCGACACUCUCGCCUACAAAGUGGUCGACCAUUCGGCCUCGCGCCUCCGCAUCGGCCUGAUCGGCCUGGUCGAGGAGGAGUGGAUCUCGACUCUCUCCUGCCUCGAGCCCAGCGCCGUCCACGUCGUCCCCUUCUGCCAGAUGGCGCGCGAUCUGGCCCGUCAACUCAAACGGCCCCUCGACGAGGGCGGUCUCGAGACGCCCAAAUGUGAUCUCGUCAUCGCUCUGACGCACAUGCGAUGGCCCAACGACCGUCUGCUGGCGCAGAACGUGCCCGAGAUCGACCUGGUCCUGGGCGGCCAUGACCAUGACUACGGGAUAGAACGCAUCUCGAUCGGGCCAGAGGCGCUGGCGGCAUCGCCGGAAGCCGCCGGCAUAAACACUCCUCACGAGCGGGUCAUCCUAAAGAGUGGAACUGACUUUCGCCAGUUCUCUCAUCUGAGGCUGUACUUCGACCCCCAGAAGCGGCUACAGCAGAUACACGUGGAGGAGGUCACUGUUGACAGUCGUUGGACACCGGAUCCCAAGGUAGGUUCGUGCAUGGCACCACUCGCACGACGCAUGCGAGCACAACUUCAACUGCUCUCGCAAACUUUUCGCAAAGGCAUUGAUGACUCCCCUCCGGGUCUGGCGUUCUGGAUCGCUCGAGGGAAUGUCUUUGGCCAACAGAGCUCGAAAAGUGGUCAAGGCCAGAUUCAUAGAACUGGUUUGAGCACUAAGCUUCCACUUCCCAGAUAUUGCUGCUGUAGCUGGGCUUUGACUUUUAGCAGUGUUCUUUUUAUGGCCCUUGAUACAUUUGUUCCUUACUUCUUUCAGACUGCUGAAUUGGUUGCCAUAUGUUCUGCAAAGAUGAUGGCUGAGAUGGACUCUGUGAUUGGCCAGAUCGACGUUGAUCUGGAUUCGAGGUUCUGGGCGGUACGCACGAGAGAGACAAACAUUGGCAAUUUGAUCUGCGACAUCAUCCUCGCUGGCGUAGAGGCGGACUGUGCUUUGCUCAACUCGGGCACUUUUCGAGCCGAUAAAGUGAUACCAGCUGGUCCAUUUCGGCUGCGUGAUCUUAACGCCUUGCUCCCAAUGUUCGACCCCAUCGUGGUGCUUCGGAUGACCGGGGCUCAAUUGCUCAAUGCGCUAGAGAACUCCGUCUCCGAGUACCCAAAACUGGAAGGCCAGUAA
This is a messenger RNA of Protopolystoma xenopodis, 1554 nucleotides long. NCBI's taxonomy places the organism in Eukaryota, Metazoa, Platyhelminthes, Monogenea, Polystomatidea, Polystomatidae. The record is from the annotation of a GenBank genome assembly.